UGGAAUGGGUCAGUUGGCUGGGAGCUAGGUGAACAGCCUGUCCUGUGGUACAGAGCAUCACGUAUGCCGUCUCUUUGGAGUCUGACAGACUGCUGGCAAGUGCGCAGGUGCUCGUCACAGGUGCGAGCGCCGUCGGCUCUUUAACGAAAGCCCCGUGCUGCCGACGGGCUUGAAGAAGCGGGGUGAAAGAGAAGGAGAAAGGUGGAGGAAGAGCACGAGGACGGGGAGGAGACAUUCGUCGUGGGUGUAGCGCCGGUCUUCGUCGUCGUCGUGAUCGCAUGAGAGGUGAACACGCGUAGAACACGAGCGGACGAAGAUGCCGGUGAUAGCGGAGAACGAGGUAUCCUCCAUACGGAGCGUAAAUAUCGACAAACCGUACUGGGAUCAGAGCUCUUACCGCGGUAGGGCUCUGCAUUUUCUCACCGUGACGAAUCCGCUCAAUAUCUUCGCCCCAAAGAAGGAACUUGAGCGCGCGCGCGAGGUCGUCAAGAUGUACAGAGAGAACGAGAGCGAGGACCUGGGAAAGCUCGGAAUCACCGUGGACGAUUUAUGGCGAUACAAAUAUCUUUAUGACAGCGCCUUCCAUCCCGACACCGGCGAGAAGAUGCUGUUAAUAGGCCGUAUGAGCGCUCAAGUGCCCAUGAACAUGCUAAUAACCGGCUGCAUGAUGACGUUUUAUAAGUCCACGCCGGCCGUGAUAUUCUGGCAAUGGAUCAAUCAGUCGUUCAACGCUAUAGUGAACUACACGAACCGCAGCGGCUCCAACCCGAUCUCGUCGGAGACCUUAACCCGGAGUUACGUAGGCGCCACCGGAGGUGCCGUCAUCACGGCGCUGAGCCUGAAUCGUCUGGCCCAACAUGGGCCCCCAUUGGCAGGCCGUUUGGUGCCGUUGGCGGCGGUCGCGGCAGCUAAUUGCGUGAACAUUCCCCUCAUGAGGAUCACUGAACUACAGGAUGGUAUUGAAUUACAGAACGCAGAAGGAUCGAAGGUUGGCCAGAGCAAGCGAGCGGCAAAACAAGCGAUUACGUCCGUCACGUUAUCGCGAAUACUAAUGGCUUCUCCGAGCAUGAUAUUAGCGCCGAUAAUAAUGAAUUACUUGGACCGGAAGCGGAUGCUGCGUAACAUGAAAUGGGCCGCUGGGCCGAUUCAGGUCCUCAUCUGUGGGGUUUGUCUCACCUUCGCGACGCCGCUCUGCUGCGCUCUUUUCGCGCAACGCGUCGCUAUCCCGGUGUAUCAACUGGAGCCAGAGGUGCGCAACAAUAUACAGUCGUCCCAUCCAAAACUGGACACAGUAUACUACAACAAGGGCCUUUGAAGAGUGACUUGGGAUCCUCACGUGCGUCUUCACGACUUCUAUCUCUAUAUUAGGUUCAAGAGCACGGCCUACUCUCUCGAAACUCAGGUACAGACGAAGCAUUCCCGCGAGCGUGGCAUUCGGGCAACGAAUGCGCGUUCCGCAAUAGAUAAAGGAGAAGAAUCAAUAAAGUCAAUUUUUGGGCCAUGAAUGUUGUACUUUCUUGAUGAAAUAUUUGAGAUUGAGAGCUUUCCGAAACGCCCUAUAAACUUUUUACGUUGGGGAAAACUAGAGUUACGCGCCUUCAAAGUUUAGGGCCACAGAAUAGACAAUAGUAAUAUUUGCUUCUUUAUAAGAACUAAAUAAACUAUUUUUAUUUUAUUUAUAUGUGUGUUUGUACAACUAUUUGUGCGUGCGUGUCUCUAUGAGAACUAUCAUAGCAUAGCAGAGUUUUAUAAAACUUCUUUUGUUAAUAACUUUUUAACAAACAAUGAGCGACGACUAAAAUCUUUUGAAUAUUACUUUUGAAUGUAAUGACUUUGACAAUAUAUAUGAUUAUCGUCCUCGGAAGGUGGUUCGUUUUUGUCAAUAUUUACCUUUUUUUAUAUGCAGAAUAUAUUAUAUUUUACAUAUAGUUUUAUAGUAGAAUAUUGUUUUUAUAUAUUUAAUGCAAUAAAAAUAGUUUAUUUAAUUCUUAUAGAGAAGUAAAUAUUGCUAUCGCUUAUUCUGUGGUCCUCAUUAUCAAAAUUUUGAAGGCGCGUAACUUUAGUUUUCUCCAACGUAAAAAAGUUUUUAUAAGGCGUUUUGGAAAGCUCUCAACCUUAACUAUACGAAUAUUUCAUCAAGAAAGUGCGACAUUCAUGGCCCAAAAAUUGGCCUUAUUGGCUCUCCUCCUUUCUGCGCGAAUUCCACUCAAUUCAACAUUGAGUGACUUAAACUUCCGUAAACAAUCUACACUCCUAGCUGUCGUGCUACGGAAACCUACCGAAUCACCGAUGCACCCGACAUCGGCUGCGAUUCUCUUAACUGCGAACGCACGUACAGCUACAUAUCUUCUCUUCCAUUUCGACUUUCAUGUUAUGUAAUUUCGUAAGGUUCAGAAGAUUCAGGGUUAACAAAGACAAUAAACUAUUGUAUGUUCCGA
Odontomachus brunneus is the source of this 2438-nucleotide messenger RNA. RefSeq names its product sideroflexin-1 (gene Sfxn1-3). Bases 317 to 1315 code for a protein of 332 amino acids. The record is from RefSeq and is a predicted model, not a curated record. Gene Ontology annotation, biological process: monoatomic ion transport; serine import into mitochondrion. The transcript is spliced from 4 exons. Gene Ontology annotation, cellular component: mitochondrial inner membrane. Lineage: Eukaryota; Metazoa; Arthropoda; Insecta; Hymenoptera; Formicidae. Gene Ontology annotation, molecular function: monoatomic ion transmembrane transporter activity.